Brenthis ino (lesser marbled fritillary) is the source of this 687-nucleotide messenger RNA. NCBI's taxonomy places the organism in Eukaryota, Metazoa, Arthropoda, Insecta, Lepidoptera, Nymphalidae. The record is from the annotation of a GenBank genome assembly.
AUGGAAAAUGCAAAGAAAAUGAUACUUAUUGAACCUGGAUUGAUUGAAAAAUUAAAACAGGAAAAUAAGGUUAAUAGUAAUUUGUCUCGAUUAGAUAUUGAAAUGCAAAACAUUAUGAAUAGUAAGACGGAAGACCAUUCAAAUGAGUCUAAAAUUGUCUUUAAAAAUAAAGACAGCGACCUAAAACGUAUAGUUAAUGCCGAAGCUUUGUUGGGAGAGAAUGGAUCCAUUAAAAGUGAAGAAAAUGAUACAAAUCCACUUUACACACCAACUCAAAUACUCAGUUUAAUACCAAAAACUUAUAAUAAAAAAGGUCAGUUAUUAUUAAAUUUAGUGGGAACAAAUAAAAGUAAAAUACAUUGGGAUAAUGAAGGCACAGUCAUAAUUGAUAAUGAAAAAAUUCCUGGAAGUAAUAUCGUUGAUUUAAUAAAUGAUUCACUAAGACCCUUAAAAAAAAGUGAUCCGAUAGGGUGGGAUAGAUUUGCUAAAGCAUUAAAAGAUAUUAAAGUACCACUUACUUAUAUUGGAAACCCGAAAAGAUGUGAGUUUAUUAAUCAUCUUCAAGCAAAUGAUCUGAAAAUAACCUCUGAGAUUGAAGAUCAAGAGUUUUCUACACCGAGCAGUGAAGAUAAAAGAUCUUUAAAUAAAAUACGGAGAAAGCUCGAAUGGGAAAAAUGGACCCCGUAC